UCAUGUCAGUGGGCGUUUCCCUUGUGUGCACACACCUGUCUGUGUUCUCUAAGCAAAGCAGCUCUUUGGAACGUGUCAUCAUUGUUCACACACAUCUCCAAGAUCCACAGCAGUGUCUGUGACUGAUCACCGUACUGACUUUCUAUUUGACAAUGUGGCUGUCGUGCUACUAGUGUGGACCACCAGCUUUGCUCAUCAAAUUUGAUUCAGUGAGCGAGGGAGCCAUCAGUUAAAACAGUUGAAUGGCGCAGUUCCAUUGUCGCUGGCGCAAUGUGUUCAUCUGCUUGUGCAGCCCGUGCAUCUGCGUGGCCAUUCUGUUGUGCUACGUUAUGAUCAUGGUAUGUAUGUCUAUGAACAGCACAUCGACAUCAGGGAUUCCCAAGUCGACACCAGGGAUUCUCACGUCGACACCAGGGAUCCACAGCCUCAACAACGUUCACUUUGUGGCCUCAGGAACUUUGAGGAACAAGAGCUAUGCACCCAUUGCUGAAACUUUCUGGGAUCUCGAAAUGAACAAGAGGGGCUUUUGGAAUAAGCUCCAGCAUGCUGUCGACGUCCAGUUCAACCCCAUUCUGCACCUCAACAACACCAAGAGGAAAUCUGUAAAUAUGGAGUCCUUGCUGAAGCAAAGUUUCUCUGAAGUUGCUGACUCAGACAGCGGGAGAAAACAUUUUGCAGUGCUAUCAGAGCCGAUGCAAGAAUUUGUGAGGUACAUGCAAAGGAGGGACUAUCCAUCCAUCAUCCAGCCAGAUGGUGUUUGUGGUGCUGGUGCAAAGGAUGAGAAGGAGCCCCCUCUGCUUCUCCUGGCCAUCAAGACAACAGAGCUAAAUUUUAAGAACCGGCAGGCCAUUCGGCAAACCUGGGGGCAGGCGGGAUGGCAAGCAGGGCAUGAGAUGAACAGUAGUGGAGGAUAUAUCCGCAGGGUCUUCCUGCUAGGCAAAGAAGACCCGGAGACACUCAGUGUGGAUGUAUCUCCGUUACUGAGGAUGGAAAGUAAACAUUACGGAGACAUUCUGCAGUGGGACUUCCAUGACACGUUCUUCAACCUCACCUUGAAAGACGUGUUGUUCUGGAACUGGUUCUCAAGCCACUGCAACAAGACUCUCUUUGUCUUUAAGGGGGACGAUGACGUCUUCGUCAACACCCCGAAAAUGAUAACCUACCUCCAGAAUGAGCUAAAUAAGCCACAUGCGCACAAGACUAUGAAAGACUUCAUGAUUGGAAAUGUCAUAGCUCUAUCCAUACCGGACCGAUGGGAUCAAUCCAAGUACUUCAUCCCAGAUUCCUUCUACAGUGGCCUCUAUCCUUCAUAUGGAGGCGGAGGAGGGGUGGUGUACUCAAGCCUGUUGACCAGACGUCUACACCUCACGUCUAAAAUGAUCCACCUGUACCCCAUCGAUGACGUCUACGUAGGGAUGUGUAUGGAACGGCUUAACACUUACCCCAUCCACCACCCGGCAUUUCUCACGUUUGACUUUCCUAAGGAGGAAGGAAAUGAGCUGUGUUCAUAUCACACAAUCCUACUGGUCCACAAACGAAGCCCCCAACAGCUAGUUAGACUGUGGGCCGACUUGAAAAAGACACAGCGAAAGUGUUGGGAUGUGCCCCUGAGGCACGACAACGAGAAAAAACUGUAAGGCUGUAAAGUUUGUCUAUUGAAGAGUUUUUCUUUCAGAGUUAUAAGGAGAUGAAACUGGGUUAGUUUGUGUUAUUUACUUCAAGUAUCCAUCAACAUGCCAACGCCUACAUUACUACAACAUGGCAACGCUAUGAUGCUAUGCAGGCAGUCUGCCCAUGCAAGUUUACUGUCAUAUGAAACACAGUUGAACGAAAAAUGCUCAGCGAGGGAUAUGCAAUUCAUACGAUUUGUAAUUACAGCAAUUGCAAAAUUACUGUCAAACUUCAAGCAACGUCUGCAAGUUGACUGUCAUUACUGUGCAUUAUACAACAAUGCACAAGUGUUAAGAUUAGCUGCAUUAGCGGAUAUACAUCAAGCCAAGACUGUAGCAGUAAAAGCUUUCAGUUUGAAUUAAAGAAUGUUUUUUUUUAUUACUUUGUUAAUUCAUAAUUUCUUAAAAAGGGACAUUGUGUUAUUUCUUCUUUAAGGAUGCAAUAAGCUGCAGAUUACCUCUGUGUAUGUGCACAGUGUACAAGCAAAGCACAUUUGUUGGUGUCAUCACUGUCGACAGUGGUCGAGCCAGUUAUGCGGUGUUCCACUCAGUUUACAUUACCUGCUGGUGUCAGCCAAUCCAGUGAUGUUAAGUUUGAAAUGGUUUCACUUUAGUGAGGUUUAUGUGAUGAAUAUAUAAAACACACACAUAUACUAUAAUGUAUUUCUUUUAUAUCCCAAUAAACUUUAAAAACAUGUUGUAUUUAUGUGAAACCAACUCCUCCUUAAUGAAACUGAAUCAAAGUCCAACUUUGACUUAUUAGCCUUCAAACAUAUGAAACCAUUUGUAAUUUUUCAAAACAAUUUAAGCAUCCACUUUAGUUAAAAUAAGCAAAGUAUAACUUUCCAAUUCCAAAAAAAGCUUUAAUGCUAAGUCAUUGCAAAAUUAGGUCAUAGCAUUAUGAGCGUCUUUAAACAAACGAAACCACUCAGGAAUUUGUCACUGUCGUAUCUGAAGCAUGUUAACUCACUCGGAGAGUCCUCUCUCACUUCCUGGCACAAAAGGUGUCAAGAAUUACAUUGCCGUAGAACUGGUUCCACCUGCAGAAGAAAUAUGAUCUAUUUUUUUUAUAUCCAUGCUUGUUAUUUUCUUCUGCUCAAAGAGUGUCAUGAAGUCAAAAAACAACUCCAUUAAACAAAAUAAAAUGACCAAAAUGACCAGACUGUGAGCGGCCUUCAUUUGAAAAUCAACACAAUACAGUUAGCACCACA
This is a messenger RNA of Larimichthys crocea (large yellow croaker), 2881 nucleotides long. Its product is annotated as N-acetyllactosaminide beta-1,3-N-acetylglucosaminyltransferase 2. Gene Ontology annotation, molecular function: hexosyltransferase activity; UDP-glycosyltransferase activity. Gene Ontology annotation, cellular component: Golgi membrane. The transcript has 2 exons. The record is from RefSeq and is a predicted model, not a curated record. Bases 243 to 1637 code for a protein of 464 amino acids. Lineage: Eukaryota; Metazoa; Chordata; Actinopteri; Sciaenidae. Gene Ontology annotation, biological process: protein O-linked glycosylation; poly-N-acetyllactosamine biosynthetic process.